Messenger RNA from Scatophagus argus, 7603 nucleotides. It is a transcript of the gene znf646, whose product is annotated as zinc finger protein 646. The record is from RefSeq and is a predicted model, not a curated record. The transcript has 4 exons. Gene Ontology annotation, cellular component: nucleus. NCBI's taxonomy places the organism in Eukaryota, Metazoa, Chordata, Actinopteri, Scatophagidae. Gene Ontology annotation, molecular function: RNA polymerase II transcription regulatory region sequence-specific DNA binding; DNA-binding transcription factor activity, RNA polymerase II-specific. Gene Ontology annotation, biological process: regulation of transcription by RNA polymerase II. The coding region runs from base 429 to 5012 and encodes 1527 amino acids.
AAAAAAAUGUAUACCAUAAUAACAGAAAUAUGUGGGUGUGCAUUAAAUCACAAAAUGGCUGGCAUUAGGACCUCAGGGACAAUAAGCUAACCGCUUUGAUGCCAGUGGAAGCUGGCGAAGUAAUGAUAAGGGACUGCCGUGUGUGAAUGACUGACAUGUACCCGACCGGAGACAAGGAUCAAAGAUCAUGGGUUAGUGUGGUGAAGUUAACGACCGCAUACGACAUCUCAACUUGCCCACUUCUUCUAAAUUCAAGUUGCUCUCCUAAUAUUGUGGAACUGGUUCUCAGCAUCCUCUGCCAUUUUACCUCACUGGAUACUUCUUGGACCUUAUUGUGAUAUUCUUUUUAUAGGGACAUCUAAUGCAUUUCUCUCCUGUAUACCCAUUCAGUCUGUGUCUGGUGCACUUAAUUCAAUCAUUAUCUUGUUAUGGCAGCGCAAGAUUCUGGAAGGACAACAGGUUUUCCUUGCAAACAGUGUGGCAUGGUAUGUCCCAAUAUGCCCAGUCUUCUUGAGCACAUGGACGCUCACCUUCAACAAGAAGAGGAACGCAAAUUUAAAUGUGAUGAAUGUGGACGUGGCUAUAGGCAUGCUGGUAGCCUAGCUAACCACAAAAAGACUCACGAAGUGGGUUCUUUUCAGUGUAACAUAUGUGGUAAAGAAAACUCAAAUGCUUUGGCCCUGAAGAGUCAUCUGCGGAGCCACACUUCUCAGAAAAAGUACUCCUGUGCAGAAUGUGGGAAGGCUUUUCGUCUGGCAACACAGCUGGCUACACAUGAAAGGGUUCAUGUUGCCAAGCGAGUGAAGGAGCAGUCAUAUAGAAAGGUAGACAUGGAUUAUCCCACACACGAAAUUGAAAAUUACCACCCACAUAAUCUCAGUGAGCAGUCAGCCAGUGUUGGAAUUUCCACAGAAAGUAGCCCAGCUGAGGACAAGACAGACGUUGUUUAUAAUGCACAAUCUGAGACCUCUGAUGAUGCUGCAAAUCGACCUUUCAGAUGUGAUUUAUGUGACAAAUCAUACAUACACCAUCGAAGCCUGACCAAUCAUAAAAAGACUCACCAAGUGGGAAUGUUUGAGUGCACAGUGUGUUUCAAACUGUUCAAUAAUAUGGCUGCUCUCUACAGCCACCAGAGAACUCACAAGGCAAGAAGUGGGACAGAACUAGGUUCAAGGAGUAGGUCAUACACAGGCACACCACUGGACCAGUUUUCACCUCAGAGCCAGGAUGCUCGAGUGAAUUUUUGCCAUUUGUGUCAGGUUCUAUUUCCCAGUGAUGAGGAGUUUGAGGAACACAUCCAAAUGCAUAACUCUUCAUCGCUGUCGUUUGGACUUCAAGAUACCUUGUCAGACAACCACAAUUUAUCAUAUGACAACAGUAUUGCCUCGCCUGAGUCAAAUUUUUAUGCAUCUCCAAUAAAUAAUGUUCCUUCAGUAUCAUCAAUCGACAAUUAUGGAAGUUUUGAUCAGCCACAGGAGCAGAUGAGAAGCAAUGGUCAUGGGUACUCAGACUGCUCCAGUAAUCAAACACCAUCUUGCAACAGCACUCAGGGAGAACCUCCAAUAAUGGACACAAACAUUCUCAACCCUGCCCUGAUGCACACAAAAACUACUGACAAUGCAACUGAAAUGGAAGAGGCUUCAACUGUAGAUUCUGAUGAGCGUCCCUUCAAGUGUCAGAUCUGUGGUAAAAGCUACCGGCACUCUGGGAGCCUCAUCAACCACAAGCGGUCACACCAAGUUGGGAUUUACCAGUGUUCCAUCUGCAGAAAGAGUUAUCCUCACUUGGCCGCUCUUAAAAGUCACCUUCGUCUCCACAAAGCGCAGCCAUCAUCCUUUAGCCUCAUCGCCGAGGGAGAUUGGCUCUCCUCAGAGCCCCUGACUCUGGAUAACCAACAGGGCUGCUUCUCUCAAGAUGAGGAGGAGGAUGUCACUGACCCUGUGCUAGGAAUGGAUCGGGAGAACAGCACUGGCCUCAGCAAUGGGACUUUGUAUCAUGAGCGAUUUAAUCAGGACUUUUCACAGGAUAUGACUGUGAAUCUACCUCACAAUGAACACCUGAUGCAGAGACACAUGUGUGCAGACUGCGGUGAGACAUUUGCAGAUAUUGCAGGAAUUAAGUCACACAGUUGCCCACUGCUACAGCAGCAACAUGACACUACUAGCAGUGACUAUGAUGGGAAUUUAAAUUUCCAGGACAGUAAUGGUCACUGUGCCAUUGGAAAUCCAGGGAGUGAUUUGGAGUUCCAUGGUCUGAAUGGUAACCACAACCAAAAUUACUUUGAACAAAAUUUUCAUGACAAUAUGACCUGUGAUCAGCCGAAUGGUGGGGGAGAUGGUGAUGAUGUCGCUGAUGAUGAGGAGGCGGAGGAGGAUGAUGAUGGAGAUCUUUAUCAGUGUUCUAUAUGUGGAAACAGCUACACCAGCAUGAGGGCUCUCAGGAGCCAUCUUCGAGGACACACACAGUCUCAUAGUACUCCUGCAAGCUCAGGGCCUUCUUCCAUGUCCUCUCAUGAAGAAGUGAAAGAUGAUGAGCCUGGAGAGAUGAUGAUCUGUAGCACUUGUGGAGAAAGUUUUGCCAAUAGGCAAGAUUUGAUAACUCAUCAGCUUCUACACAACAAGGACCAGGUAGAUAGUGUAAACCAUUUACCAGUGGACAACACCAAUCUGUCUGGAGAUAAGGAAGAAGCACAGAGUAUCAUCUGUGGCAGCUGUGGUAUCUUCUGCAACAGCUUCCAUCAUCUUAAGAACCACGGAUGCACAGCUGAGAGGAGAGAUGAGUCAACACAUAGUGAAGAGGAACUGAAAGCAAAUGAUGUUGCCCAGCAUGAAGACACCAGCCAUGAUACAGAAACUCUCGGUACUGAACAUCGUCAGUACAAGUGUGAUCAGUGUGGGCGAUCAUAUAGACACGCUGGUUCCCUCCUUAACCACAAAAAAUCCCACAAAACAGGUGUAUUCAGAUGUCUCGUCUGCCAGAAACGCUUCUACAACCUGCUGGCUCUUAAAAACCACCAGAGGUCCCACUUUGAUAUUAAAAGGCAUACUUGUCAUGAGUGUGGGAAAGCUUUUAAAAUUCAGAAGCAGCUAUUGAAUCACCUGAGAAGGCACAAAGAAAACCAAGCCAAAAUCCAGGAACUCAACAACCAGAUCCAGACCCUCAUGCAGAUGAAUGGGCCCAGGUCAGAUGGAGGAAUGCAGUCCUUAACUUCAAAUGCCAGCGAAGCUUUAACCUCUUCUCGACGUUGCAAGCAGCUGCCUGAAGGGAAUACAGGACAAACAAAGUCUGAGACCUCAGUGAAAUCUGAGGACACAGGGGACCGACGGCCUUUCGCCUGUGACCAGUGUGGGCGCACAUAUCGUCAUGCAGGAAGUUUGGUCAACCACAGAAACUCUCAUAAAACAGGUGAAUAUUGUUGUUCAGUUUGUAACAACACAUACUCCAAUCAGCUAGCAAUGAAAAACCACUUACGUACCCACUUUGCAUAUAAAAAGCACUCUUGCCAAAGCUGUGGAAAAGGCUUUAGGGGAAAGAAGCAGCUAUUAGCCCAUGUUUGUUCAGACCUCAGAAAGGAUGUGGCCGGAGGCAGGAGGGGCCUGAAAUCUAGAGCCUUAAAAUGUAAGGAAUGUAAGCAGGUCUUUCUCUCUGUUGACCAACUGACAGCCCACACCUGUGAUGGAUCUUCAGGCAGCAGUGAUGCACAAAACAAUAUGUGUUUAACUAAAGAGGAGCGACCUUUCACAUGCAACAUAUGUAAUCGUACCUACCGCCAUGCAGGCUCACUUCUGAACCACAAAAACACUCACAAGACAGGACACUUCAGCUGCAGCUUCUGCUCUAAGCCCUUCACCAACCCCAUGGCUUUACGUAAUCACACGCGCAUCCACACACAGAAGAAAAAGUAUGUGUGUCUCACAUGUGGUAAGGCCUUCCGCCUCGCCAGUAUCCUGCACAACCACCAGAAGGUCCACAACCGGGUGGCGAGUCACUUUAGCUGCCCUGCAUGUGGAAAGAGCUUCCAGGGCAGGUCUGGCCUGAAGAGGCAUCGUUGUCGCAGAGGUCAGGAGAACUCAGUGAGAGCUGGAGUCCAGCAGUCGGAGAGGGGAGACAAGUGCUUCAUGUGUGACCUGUGUGGGCGCUCCUACCGCCACGCUGGCUCUCUCCUCAACCAUAAAAAGACACACUCCGACAACCUCCACCACUGUACUUUGUGUCUCCAGACAUUUCCUGAUCCUCUCACUCUGCAGAUACACUCCCAGAUGAGGCGUCACUGCUGCCCUGAGUGCGGCAAGACCUUCUGUCUGGUCACACACCUGCAGAGCCACAUGGACGUGCACUCAAAGGACCGGCCUGUGGUCUGCAACCUCUGCCAGCAGAGCUUUCCGAGCACUGCCAGCUACCAGCAGCACCAGGACAUGCACCACAGGGCUCAGGACCCCUAUCAGCAAGGUGUGGACAAGCCUGUAGAUAACAACAUCUGUUGGGACUCCAGAAUAAAUCAGACCAUGGAGAUGGACAGGAUGCACAAGCAGGUUCCACCCCCAUUGUCUCAUAUUCCAGAGAGCAUCGCUAACUCACAGAGUAAUGACUCUGCUGGCACAGAGGAGAAGAGCCACGUCUGCGAGCACUGUGGGCGCACUUACCGCCAUGCCGGCUCCUUGCUCAACCACAAGAACAGCCACAAGACGGGCUCCUUCUUCUGCUCUGUCUGCCAGAAAGAGUUCACCAACCUGAUGGCUCUCAAGAACCACCGGCGCAUCCACACGGAGCCCAAGCGCUACCAGUGCGUGGAGUGCGGAAAGGCUUUCCGUGUGUCCACUCAGCUCAUAUGCCACCGACGAAUCCACACCAAAGAGAAGCCCUUCGCCUGCCUGCUGUGCGACAAGAGUUUUUCCAGCAAGUCCAACCUGCGGCACCAUCAGAAGAUGCACCAGAACACCCAGACCUACGAUUCCUCUUUUAGCAUGGAUGCGAGCACAUUUAUGGACUUAGACAUGGAGUCUUUCCUCUGAAGUAAGACUCCAGAGUGUACAGGAGAAGAGGCCACGUGGUCCUCUUAUUUAUCUGUUAUGUAUUCCUCUAUCAAUAAUUGUAAAACAGUAUUUUUUUUUCAGAAAGUGCUCCUUGGUCCUGACAGAAGUUCCUUUGAAGACAUGCACAUUUCAUUACAAACUUCCAGUCUUACCUCCACAGCAGAUCUCUUUGAAAGGUUUAUUGAUCAGCUUCUAAUAUGGCCUGAAUGUUUUUCCAUGAACGCACAGGAUCCCAGAAUACAGGGCAGGUGACUAAAUCAAUAGUCACCACUCACUCCUCAAUGACAAACCAAGCAACCAAAGUGAAUGGAAAAGUGCAGCCAAGGUCCAUGUAAGAACAUGAACACUGGUAACAUGUUUUGUAAGACAAUACUGUUCUAAUAGUGAUCUCUCCUCUCUUGCUAUGUAUAAUUGUGUUCAGUGCCUCUGUUAAGUUCCUUAGGAAACAAAAUAUACAAACUAUAUUUAUCUCUGAAUCUUUUUGUUAGCUUUGCUGUCAGUGUCGAAGGACUGCUCACCUUCCUUUGGAAUAUUACAUAGGGCAACCCUGUUAUUAUUAAGUCAAAUACCUCUGGGUGUGUCCAAAGGUCAGUGGCAAAGUGAUUUACUGAAAUCAUAUUAUCAAGUAAAUAGUCGUACUGCUAAUAAUAUUCACUUUCGGUGACAUUGUAUGCUAAAAUGGAUGUAUUUAUUAAGUUAUUCCUGUUCUUUCAUGUGCACAUUUUAUUAGGGAAACUUUUUAUGAAUGUUAUAAAAAAAAAACCUGUCUUCUAAAUCUCAAGUAGCCUUUACAGAACUUCAUCAGUCGAUUUGUAUUUACGUCUUGGUUCUAGGUUGCAACAGGCAGGAAUGAAUGAGCCAAGCGUCAUUGGCAUUAUUGGCAGCACUCAGGGUACACCUUCAAAAGGAACAUACCUGAUGUGUAAAACAAUAUGGGUAAUCAGUUUCUGAACUGAGCAUAGCAUUUAUUUUUCACUUGUGCCAUUUCCACACUCAUAAUUUAGCUAUAAUUUAACGGUCAUCACUCCAACAUUUAGUUGCAGCUCCACUUACAGUGCAUGCUGUUGAAUGGUAUGGAACUUUGGAGAAGCGCCAGUUACGUUAUUAUGCCAGUGCCUAAAGUGUAAGUGAACUGUAGCAGUUUAAUGUGAAGAAACCUCCUCUCGCUUGUUAUACUGUAAACCACAAUGUUGAUUUUAUAUUGUUUUAAUUCAGUUUCUUUUUAAUUUAUCUUUUGAUUUGUGAAUCUUCACAAAUCAACAUGUUUUACAACAGGGAGGUGAAAGUGGUUCCUGUUUGUCUCUGACUCUGAUUUUUCUUCCCUCCUUCACAAAUGCUUCAUAUGAAGCAAACAAAUAUGUGGCCGUAUUGCCUCAUUUCUGCCAAGCACAAGUAUUACUACAAACAUACCAGAGCUUUAUGAAUAUACGAGGACAAACCAGUUCCACCUUCGCUGUCUUGUUCAUGAACCACUUCUGUUCUGUGAAAAAUGUGCAAUUAUUGAUUCUCUGGGUGUUUUUUUUUUUCUUGCCAAGUUGUCUAAUGUGUCAAUUGUUCUUGAAGUGGUUUCUUUUCAUAGAUCAGAAAGUUAGCAAAAGUGAACACAGAGCCUUUGUUUUUUUGUACAGUCUAAAAUUAGAUUUCCUUUAUGCCUUAAACGUUACAUUUCAUGUAUGAGUACGCUUGGCACUGGUCAGAAGUUUGAAAUACCUCAUGGGAAGCCCUGUCUAGCAAAUGCUACUUAAUGCCUCAUGCAGCUUAGUUGUAGAAAAUACACUGUAAUCAUAGAAACUCAGAUAGUUAUCAAGUGUAAGACAAACAGAAUGGAUGAAGCAUCAAUUUUAAGGUUUUCUUUUGUAGUUUGCAGAUGCUCUUCUCUCCAUAAUAAGUUUGUUUCUCUGCAGUUUGUUGUUUUCGGAGUUAUAUUUGCACAUUUCUAGAUGAGAAACUUGUAGCCUACGGAGGACAGGAAGUCUAUAAUAACGCAGCCAACCUGUUUGCUGGGGUGUCGGCUGUUGUGUAGUUCACCUCAGUUAGUUUGCGGGUUGUAAUAAUUAAGCAAUAUGCUAAAAGUAUUGUUUCAGUGCAUGAACUGAGACCAUCUCAUUUGUUUUGUCUCACCAUUGUAUCGACUACAGUGGUGUCAGAUCCGGUGUCUACUGACACUAGCCUUGAAAGACCAUGACAACUUGCCAUCUGCCAUUUGUUAAGUUGUUUAAAAUCUUAUGUGUAUAAAUUGCAAUGAGAUGAUCUCACUGUAACAUGUUUUCCUAUGCCAUGGUAGCCUACAUUUAAAAUGACACAUGCACAUUUGAGUUAAAACUGACUCUGUUUUUUUUAAUUUGUUUUGUUUUAAACCAUUUAGUCUCCUGUGGCACUUAACACGUUCACUCCCCUGUCAUUGAUCACAGUCACAGCCUGGUAUUUGUGACGUGUGUUAAAUCUCAGAGCUCUCUCUGUAAAUAUUAGGAUGAAAAUAUCAGUGGGAUCUCUGUACAUUUACAGCAAGAAUUUCUUCAACAGGAAUAAGAGUACAAGAUCAGCUAAUGUGUAAUAAAACAGCAUAUACC